This is a messenger RNA of Miscanthus lutarioriparius, 261 nucleotides long. The record is from the annotation of a GenBank genome assembly. Lineage: Eukaryota; Viridiplantae; Streptophyta; Magnoliopsida; Poales; Poaceae.
AUGGCCGGCAACCAUGGGCGAGGUCGUUGCCGCGGGGUGGUCCAGAGGAGCUCGCCGGCGCAUCCAAGCCACGACGCGGUGCAGCAGCGCGGCCGAGUUCCAUCCGCGGUCGCCGUGACGCACUGCCGCGCGGGCUCGGCAAGGCACGAGCCGGCGGCGGCUCCUGCUGCCCGUGUGGAUGGGGGUGGUCAGCAGGGUCGCCGGGUGUCGGGCCAGGGCGCGGCGCGCAAGUGGGCGGCCGGGAGAUGCCCUGCAGCGUAG